AGGAACAGUAAGUAUCUGGGGUACACUGCUGGGAGGUAGCCAGGCCUGUAGUUAGAAGAGUAGAUUAGGGGUGACACCUAGUAGUUGUCAACACCAAAUAAAAUAACCAUAGUCCGAGUCUCAUUUAUUUGUAAGUAGUUGGGGAUCAGUUUAAAUUGCUUGUACUACAAGAUUUCCUCCUGUUCUGCCUUGUUCAUUUCUUAGCCUUUCUCUGAUUAAGAAAACAGAAGUAAAUGGGUGGGUGGUUCAUCCAGCUCUGGUGGUGGCUGAGGGAAUGGCUGGAUGACACAGGUAAAAACAGCAUCCUGCAGUCAGGACAGGACAACUCUGCCUCACUGUUGGAGUGGAAUUUCUAUCAAGCUCCUGUCCAGGAGGCAUGGUCCCUCUCUGAACAACGACCACUGUCUAGAAAGCUAGAGUCUAAGCAAGUUUUGGGUGGAUCUCCAGACUAUCCACCAGAGCCUGUGAGUUUUUUUGUCUUUUGUUUUGUUUUUGUUUUUGUUUUUGUUUUUCCUGAGCUGUCCUGUUAGCAUUCGGGACUUUGAGUGGUUUUGAUGGAGCCCUGUCUUUGCCUGUGAUCGGAGCAUUUGGGAACCCACUUGCUACACUGUAUUAGCUAAAAAGGUCCACACCCUCUGCCCUCUGGACUUAACAAGAAGAGUGUGAGACCCAGUCCUUGGAGAUCCAGUGGCUCAUGUCAAAACCCCAGCGUUUCCAGUCCUGUUGCUUUACGUGGGCCGAGUAUAACCGAGGAAUCCCCCUCGCGACCAGUCUGGAGCCAGUCUGUGUGUUCUAGAAGUGUCACUGUAGGAUGACGGGAGAUCGGGAGCUCCAAGGAGUCUUGAUUGCAUGUGUUCCUAUUUCAGGGGUCCCUAGGGCGGUGUUGACAGAAAAGGGCCAAGCACAAGGACAAGGCUUUCUUAACCAUGCAAGGGUCUGUCUCCCUGUCUUCCACCUCUUGCAAGCCUUCUCAGCGCCAACGAGGGCGUGCCUGUUGGCUCAGGGUGGAUCUCAGCCCAGCUCGCCAGCCUCUGCGCGCCGGGCUUGGCUAAGGCUCCGCCUGUGCGGGUGCCUGGUCCCGCCCGGGGCUGGCUAGGGGUGCGGGGGCUGCGGUGGCCGAGCCGGUGUGCUCUGGCUGCAUGCAGAGAGUCGCGAGACUGUGCGACGCGCAAUGGCGGCGCCAGGGAAAGGGCUUCUAGAAAGCCAGAGCCUCGCUCUCAUGGUGUCUAGUCACACGAGCCCGGGGACAAAGCUCACAGCUCCUGGACCUGUCAGCUCUCUUGCAAUGGAGUUUCCAAGGAAACGUAGAAGAAGUGAUUCAGAGCUGCUCCAGUCAGAAUUCAGGACAGAUGCAAUGGUGGAAAACCUUCCCCGGAGUCCCUUUACCUCUGUUCUUUCAACAAGAACAGGAGUAGCAGUGCCCAAUGGCAUCAGGGAAGCUCACAGCCAGACAGAAAAGCGUCGGAGAGACAAGAUGAACCAUCUGAUUUGGAAACUGUCAUCUAUGAUCCCUCCACACAUCCCCACAGCCCACAAACUGGACAAACUGAGCAUCCUGAGGAGGGCAGUGCAGUACUUGAGGUCUCAGAGAGGCAUGACAGAGUUUUAUUUAGGAGAAAAUGCUAAACCUUCAUUUAUUCAGGAUAAGGAACUCAGCCACUUAAUCCUCAAGGCAGCAGAAGGCUUCCUACUUGUGGUUGGAUGUGAAGGAGGGAGAAUUCUUUUCGUUUCUAAGUCUGUCUCCAAAACGCUGCAUUAUGAUCAGGCUAGUUUGAUGGGACAGAACUUGUUUGACUUCUUACAACCAAAAGAUGUCGCCAAAGUAAAGGAACAACUUUCUUGUGAUGUUUCACUGAGAGAGAAACCCAUAGGCACCAAAAGUGAGUUCUUCCUUCAGAGCCUAGCCUCUCCUCAGGUUCACAGUCACUCCCAUAUUGGGCGAUCACGCGUGCAUUCUGGCUCCAGACGAUCUUUCUUCUUUAGAAUGAAGAGCAGCUGUACAGUCCCCGUCAAAGAAGAGCAACGAUGCUCGUCCUGUUCAAAGAAGAAAGACCAGAGAAAAUUCCACACCAUCCAUUGCACUGGAUACUUGAGAAGCUGGCCACCGAAUGUUGUGGGCACGGAGAAAGAGAUGGGCAGUGGGAAAGACAGUGGUCCUCUUACCUGCCUUGUGGCUAUGGGACGGUUACAGCCAUAUACUGUCCCCCCGAAGAAUGGCAAGAUCAACGUGAGACCGGCUGAGUUCAUAACCCGAUUCGCAAUGAACGGGAAAUUCGUCUACGUCGACCAAAGGGCAACAGCAAUUUUAGGAUACCUGCCUCAGGAACUUUUGGGAACUUCGUGUUAUGAAUAUUUUCAUCAGGAUGACCACAGUAAUUUGAGUGACAAGCACAAAGCAGUUCUGCAGAGUAAGGAGAAAAUACUUACAGAUUCAUACAAAUUCAGAGUGAAGGAUGGCUCCUUUGUGACUCUGAAGAGCAAGUGGUUCAGCUUCACUAACCCUUGGACCAAAAAGCUGGAGUACAUCGUGUCUGUCAACACGCUGGUUUUGGGGCGCAGUGAGACCGCAGUAUCCGUGCCUCAGUGCCGCAGCAGCCAGUCCUCUGAAGACUCAUUUAGACAACCCUGCGUCAGUGUGCCGGGCAUAUCCACAGGGACCUUACUUGGCGCUGGGAGUAUUGGAACAGAUAUUGCAAAUGAGGUUCUGAGUUUACAGAGGUCACACUCUUCAUCCCCAGAAGACGCAAACCCUUCAGGAGUAGUGAGAGAUAAGCACAGUGUAAACUUCGGGAGCGCCCCUGUGCCCGUGUCCACUGGGGAGCUCUUUGCACUGAGUCCUGAAACAGAGGGCCUGGAGGCUGCCAGGCAACACCAGAGUGCUGAGCCCGCCCACUGUCACAAACCACUCCUCAGUGACAGUACCCAGUUGGGUUUUGAUGCCCUGUGUGACAGCGACGACACAGCCAUGGCUACAUUCAUGAAUUACCUCGAAGCAGAGGGUGGCCUGGGUGACCCUGGGGACUUCAGUGACAUCCAGUGGACACUCUAGCAUUUUGACUUUGAACUCUAAUGUGAGAAUCAUUUUAGAGUGUUUUUUUUAUUUUUUUUCAGAGCUGGGAACCAAACCCAGGGCCUUGCGCUUGCUAGGCAAGCGCCCUAACACUGAGCUGAUCAACCCCAGGGUGUUUCAUUUACAAAAUGCUUUACUCUUGAGCACUGUAUUGAUUGAUACUUUGUAUCUCUUAUUAAGAGUCUACUGAUUUUUUAUGUAUCUGCACUUUACUCUCACAGAGAUGUGGAGGAGUCAGACAUUUUUCUCCAAAGAGAAACAGCCAAGUUUAUCAAUCCCUCUUCACACAAUGAACAAGCACCUUCGGGGUCAGGCUGCCAUAUUUGUUUUGCUAAAAUAUUCUGGCCAGAAACUGCUACCAAACAUUUUUUUGUAUACUUUUGUUUUUGAGUUUGAGACUUUUGUUUUGUUUUGUUCAGUUUAUUUUCUGUUUUUGUUUUUCAAGACAGAGUUUCUCUGUGCAGCCCUGGCUGACCUGUACCUCACUCUGUAGUCCAUGCUGGCCUCUCUCAUUUAGAGACCUGCCUGCCUCUGCCUCCUAAGUGUUGAGAUUAAAGCCAUGCAUCACAAUUUCCAGCUUAAGUACAGCCCCCGAAGUCAUGAGGCAAUGAGAAAUCACUUAGGAGCCAACUUUCUAGUAAUAACUUAGAUUGUAGAAGGCGUUUUAAGACAGCAACUAACCCAGCGAUAGCUCAAACGGAGUGUAAGAGUCAGGAUGAUUUAAAAUUCCAGCCGAGGAAUGCAGCUCAGUUGACAUUAGCAUGCACAAAACCCCAGGCUCAGUUCCUAGCACUAUAAACCAGAUGUGGGGGUGCACACUUGUAAUCCUAGCACGCAGUAGGCUCGUAAGUUCAAGGCCAGCCUUGACUACAUAGCAAAUUGGAGCCCAGCCUGGGAUUCACGAAACCCUGUCUUUAAAAAAAUAAAUAAAAUAAAAAGAUUAUUUAAAUUUCUA
Molecule: messenger RNA, 4025 nt
Organism: Rattus norvegicus (Norway rat)
Lineage: Eukaryota; Metazoa; Chordata; Mammalia; Rodentia; Muridae
Source: RefSeq, a predicted model, not a curated record